Molecule: messenger RNA, 2026 nt
Organism: Microplitis demolitor
Lineage: Eukaryota; Metazoa; Arthropoda; Insecta; Hymenoptera; Braconidae
Product: lysosome-associated membrane glycoprotein 5
Exons: 7
Coding region: 455-1402 (315 amino acids)
Cellular component (GO): membrane
Source: RefSeq, a predicted model, not a curated record
UUAAAAUGAUAACGUUAGAAUGGUAUUGAGUUAACAUCACGUCAUACAUAAUAACGGAUUUGGUGGACAAGGACUACUAGCAAGUGUGCAAGUGUGAGGCAAUUCGUACUAUAUAACGUAAGAGUCAUAAUACAAGUGUAAUGUGCUGAUUGCCAUGAGUAUGGAGGGCAAAAAAAUAUUAGAAAGGGUAUCAAUAAAAUAAAAGUAACAGUAAAACGCAAGCGCUCGAACUAGCGCAUGCUAAUGAAUACUUUAUUGAUCGUCUACGGGGGUUGCUCACCCGUACAAGUUACACUUUUACAGAUGUUAAAUUCCUAAACUAUAACAUUAAAGUUGUUAAAACUUAAAUUUAUUAAACGUUAUUAUUAUUAAAUUAACUUUCAAUAAAAUUUAUUAAAGUGUGUUCUUUAAAUCAAAUAUUUAAUAUUUUUAAAGAGAUUUAAAUCUAAAAGUUAUGGCUUACUUCUUUUUCUUAUCCAGAGAAUUUUUACUCUUAUGGUGUAUUUUUACUACGGCUUUUAGUGGUCCGUCUACACCAGUGGUUUCUAGAAAAUUAAUGGAUGAAAUUUAUACAACUGUUAGGCCAAUUAAAACGAUUGUUGAAUUGAAUACAUACAGACCAUUAUCGUUGCAAAUAGCCGGUAAUAUCAAAACGACUAGUGUCGAAACAACGACUACUACUACUACAACAGCAAAAUCAACAACAAGAACUACGACUACCCCCAGAACAUUUGAUGGUAAUGAACCACUUUAUCGAUUGGAUGGAUCUAAUGGACAAGCUUGUAUACUUUUACAAGUCGAUGCACUCAUUACUGUUAAAUUUCGUACGAAACUUGGUGACGAACAAGAAGCUAAUAUAUAUGUUCCCAAAGAUGCUACUGUCACAGGAAAUUGUGAUAGUGAGAACUUUGUUACAAUGUCGCUUAAAUGGAAAGCUUUUGUUUUAUCUUGGAGUUUUGCUAAAACACCCGGUGGUGAAAGAUGGUAUGUUGAUAAAAUUGAGUUGACUUAUAAUUCUAGUGAUCGCCAUUUCCAACAUAUUGAUCAGCCAAAUAAAACAAUUAGACUUAGCACUGGACAAAAGCAUAGUCCAACUCUUUUCCCAACACCAGUUGGAAAGUCAUAUGUUUGUGAAGAAGAAGUUAGCAUUCCUUUGAGUGAUGGUAAAAAUAAUGCGGUUCUUUUAUUAAGAGAUAUGAAAUUGCAGCCAUUUAAAUUUAAAAAUAACGAGUUUGCUGCUGAAUUUUCAUGUAAAUUGUUAAGUGCACGUGCUGGUAGAGAUGAAACUGCACCAGUAGCUGUUGGGUCAACACUUGCUGCUGCUGUACUUUUAACUAUUACAGGUUACGCCGGAUGGCGAUAUUUUAAGGUGAAAAAAGUUAAAUAUGAUACAAUGGAGUAAGAUAAUAUAUUUACUUAAAUAACUAGAUUUAAAAGAAAAAAUAUGAAUCAUACAUAUGAAAUCUAAUUGUAUUCCUAUAGCUGUUACGGAUUUCAUUGUUGAAUAAUAUAAUGCUGACAUAUCGAUAGUUUUUACACAUUUUGUUCAUAAACUCAAAUCAUAAUAAGUGAACAAAAAUAUUUUAAUUAUUAAAUAUAUGCAGCUUUAUUAAUAACAUGAAGAUAUAUAAAUAUUAUUUUGAAAAUUGAUGAUGCUAAUUUGAGUUAUUUAUUGAAUUUUAUUAUGCUUCCAAUUAAGUAUCUACACAGUAAAAAAAAUUGUAAAGUGAAUGUGGAUUAAAUCCAAGAUGAAUGAUUUUCUUUAAAGCUCAGGAACUGUGAGAAGCGGAGAGAAUUCGGAUUGAAAUACUUAAUACAGGUUACAAAUAAUUUUUUUUAUUUGUCAGUGAAAUGAAAUAAACGGUAUUUUCAAAAUAUUAUUUUUUGACUAUCUCAAAGUAAAAGAAAAUUAUAAUAUUAAUUUUCAAAUUAUGAUUAUUUGGAAGAAGAUAAAUAUUGGCUAAAGUCAAAAGUUCAUUAUUGAAUUUAUUUUUUAAAACCUAUAAAAUACAAAAAGAAACAUAGU